GCGAAUCUAAAUAUUAAUUAAAUAGAACCGACAUGUACACUUGCAUUUCAAGUUGCGUUGUGGUAUAUCAUAUGUGAAAACAGAUCAUUGAAUGAACGGCAUUACCUUAGUUGGCAACAGGCCAACCAGGCACAAUAACGAAAUACCUUUCGGGUACUAUUGAUAACGAAUUGGACAGGAAUCCGUGACGCUGCAUCUACAACGGCUUCUGGACACGGAUGUUCAAAACAACAGCGUUUAUAAUCAAUGUGGCAGCAUUUUUCCACUUGAUCCAGGGGAUGCCAAUGAGAUGCACAGGGAACACGCGCUAUGUACCGGCCUCUGGGGUCGGGGAAUCGGACAAGGGGAAAUGUGAAGUGUGUCCGCAUUGUGACGGAGGCGGGUUCAUGUAUGAUCUGACUCUACCGCGUAAGGACAAUACUUAUUACGGAUUCACUUCCUGUUACCCAUGCGUUCCCUGUCCGAUUGGGCAAUACCGAGAGGCCGGGUCGUUCCCCGUGUGUAACCAAUGCGUGAAAUCAUGUGCCGCAGUAAACAGGUUCGAGUCCCGACCCUGUGGCGGAUCCUCGCCUGGCCAUUGCGGGGAGUGUUUUGAUGGAUACGCUGCAUUAACCUACGCUGCAGAGGGUAAAUGCAUACAAACACCUGAGACUGCACAACGGUCUACAGAGAAAUCCCCACCAGAGGCCGCGAUAUACAAAUCCCUUCCUGUACCGUCUAAAGACGGGACGUCUCACUUGAAUUCCAUAGACAAAGCGGCCGUAGAGAUCCACGCUAGAGCCGAGGCCAGUGUCAACAUUGAUGGGGGAACUGUAGUCGGGAGUCUUGUUGCGAUCAUUUUUGUGGGCGUUUUGAUUGUUGUUGUGAGCGUGAAAUAUAUCCGCAAAAGAUCGCAAUCAGAACGAGGGCCAAUGACCGGAACCUCUGCUAGCGAGAACACAGCCUUUAUCAGAACAGCCCCAGCCAGCAAGACGACAAUGAACACUAGCGGUACCUCAUUGAGUAGCCGGGUGGAGAUGGACGCAGUUCCGGAUGUGCGCAGCGAGAUACCGGAAUUGGUGACUGCGAGUCAGUUAGAAGCCCUCCUUCAAUCAGCUUACAGUCCAACCUAUCCCAGUCAUACGCUCACCCCUGAUGAUCCCUUCACCAAGCAGUGUAUCACCCACAUCGCGACGAACAUCGGAGGGGAAGCGAACCGACGCGACCUGUUCCGCGCGCUGAACAUUAAACCGGCGGUUUAUGAGCCGGAAGAGGAAAAGUGGCUGAGGGAAAAACACAACUAUGCUGAUUGUAUAUACAUUGUUCUGCGGGCGUGGCUAGUGCAGAAUACAGGGACGGAAAUAGCCGAUCUUGCUCAUGUGUGCCGCUGCCUGGAGCAGUCCAAUCUGAGCGUCAUUUCUAAAGCAUUGGUUUCUAUGCACUUUGCUCAAGCCACACAAUCUCAAGCGACCGAAAGUGCUAGUUCAGAACUUGGGAACAUGGAAACGGCUACGAGCGUUUCUUGACGCAGACCCAAAAGUGAGAGUUUUUUCUAUGAAAACAUUUGUCAACACCAACGUCCAAUCGUAAGACCGACUCAAUUGAAGUAGAAACUUUAUAUGUAACAUUUUCUUCGAGUCUUAGGAUCAAGAAAUCGGAAGGAGUUGUGUUUAGUGUUCGGAAAUUAUUCCCAUAAUUAUCAUUAAAAAUGAUCAUUAUUUCAUUUUGCAAUUGUAAAAUGAAAUAUGUAAAGCAUUUGCUUCACAAAUUCGUGGACCAUCGGUUUUACGUAGGAUAUAAGAACUUUACAAUAUGUAAACCCGCGAUAGACUUUAUUUGAUAUUGUACAUAACUAGUUCUUGUGAAAAAUGUUUUACCACUAUUCGCGUGAUUUUCAAAAUAUGUGUCUUGUUCUGAUAAAACUGGGCAUAAUACAUGUGCGUAAAGUGUUGUCCCAGAUUAGCCUGUGCAGUCCGCACAGGCUAAUCAGAAACGACACUUUCCGCCUUAACUAGAUUUUCGGUAAGGAGGGACUUCCUUGAAACUAAAAUAACCAUACAAGCGGAAAGUGUCGUCCCUGAUUAGCCUGUGCGGACUGCACAGGCAAAUCUGGGACGACACUUUACGCACAUGAAUUAAGCGCAGUUUUCUCAGAACAAGACACAUAUAAACAUUUUGAAAUGUGUUAAGAACACUUAUGUGAGGGAGAAUCUUUGUGGAUUUAUAAUCCUUCUUCAUUAACGUCAAUACAGAAAAUCGUUUCUACCAGUGUAUUUGCGUGAAUUUCAGCGCAGACGUAUAGGAAGUACGCGAUGUACAGGAAGUACUAGCUUGCUUCGUAAUUUUGAUGAAAUGUAUGUGUCUAAAGACCCGAUUGCAUCAUUUUUGACCGGUUCAGUUAAUCUGUUCUCUUUGUUUCCAUGGUGUCUAGCAUGAGCAGAUUAUGUGCUUAUUUGUGAAUGUUGCACCGUUUUAUUAAGGUUUUUUUACAUUUCGUAUGUAUGUCUCUUACGUAUACACGAAUAGACUUUGCUUCGGCCCUUCUGUCUUUCAAACUUCAAAGUCUGUGAUAUCUUCUCAGCAUAAUGUUCAUGCUAUAUUUAUUCGUUCAUUCUCUUUCGCAUAUAUUUAAUCGUUGACUUUGUCGUUGUUAACGAUUAUAUGAAUUAAUGUUGUUCGUUUUCCAGUAGUUUAGAGUGCCUUAUUAGGUCAUUAUUUUUAAUCGAAAUUAUUGUCUUGACUAAUUAAAUGAUAUAUCUGAAUAAGUCAGGUUUAAUAAUGAUUUGAUAUAUUAAAAUCGUAUUAACAACAGGAUAAGUAAAGAAUUUAAAGAUGGAACAUUAACAUUAAUAUGUUAAUGACUAUGUGCUACAUUUAAAGUGGUCAAUCCAGCUAUGUUAAUGACUAUAUGCUACAUUUAAAGUGGUCAAUCCAGCUAUGUUAAUGACUAUAUGCUACAUUUAAAGUGGUCAAUCCAGCUAUGUUAAUGACUAUAUGCUACAUUUAAAGUGGUCAAUCCAGCUAUGUUAAUGACUAUAUGCUACAUUUAAAGUGGUCAAUCCAGCUAUGUUAAUGACUAUAUGCUACAUUUAAAGUGGUCAAUCCAGCUAUGUUAAUGACUAUAUGCUACAUUUAAAGUGGUCAAUCCAGCUUUAAGGAACUUAGGAUUGAUCCAACUAAAAAUCGUUUUCUUUCAUUUCUCCAAUUUUGUAUAAAAAUUGCUCGUUUCAGUUAAUUAUGUCGACAUCAAACGUGCACAAAUAUUUAUUUCCACGAAUACGAGCAGAUUUGAAUACUCGUUGUUUAAAAUUUAAUAACGAUACGUAAAAAUUAGGGUGUUUACUAAGAAUAAAUCCUGGUUUUUAAUGUUAUUAAAAUCAAACACAAUUUAAUCAGUCUACAUUAGCGGUCAUGCUCCGUGUUAUUUUGCACUUUUUGAAACAAUAAAUAAACAAAUAUCCAAUAGUUUCAUAUAAACCAAUCAAAACAACUGCUCAUUGUUUGAUUUGCAUAUAUACGUAUAGUUGGUAUUGUUAAUAACUGUCUAAAUUAUAAAUAUGGAGCAUAAAAGUGUAAGUUCUGAAUAAAAUAUAUUUUCAACGAAAAUACUGAACACAAGUCACUAACUUUGCAACAUUUUGCUAUCCUAUUUCAUAAUACCCUUUUCGAUGUUAUGUUUCUGUUAAAAUUGUACCAGACAAUAUGUUUAGUUUUUCUAUUAUGCUGCUAUGCAGAGACGAUCUUUUACUCUACAACUGAUUGCAAUAACUUUGUUGAGAUUUUGUAUAUGCUGUCCUUUAACAGUGUAUUGUUUAUAUUUUCUGUUACAUGAGUACAAUUACA
Dreissena polymorpha is the source of this 3822-nucleotide messenger RNA. RefSeq lists its product as uncharacterized. The record is from RefSeq and is a predicted model, not a curated record. Lineage: Eukaryota; Metazoa; Mollusca; Bivalvia; Myida; Dreissenidae. Gene Ontology annotation, cellular component: plasma membrane. The transcript is spliced from 6 exons. Gene Ontology annotation, molecular function: protein binding; signaling receptor activity. The coding region runs from base 219 to 1505 and encodes 428 amino acids. Gene Ontology annotation, biological process: positive regulation of JNK cascade; positive regulation of canonical NF-kappaB signal transduction.